Molecule: messenger RNA, 6096 nt
Organism: Metopolophium dirhodum (rose-grain aphid)
Lineage: Eukaryota; Metazoa; Arthropoda; Insecta; Hemiptera; Aphididae
Product: PR domain zinc finger protein 10-like
Cellular component (GO): nucleus
Molecular function (GO): protein binding
Source: RefSeq, a predicted model, not a curated record
CCAAAACGAUAGUGCUGAAAUUUGGUCGUUAAAAUUAUGUUCGUAAAUCAUCAGCCUUUUACUUUUGAUUUUUUACUUCAUUACUAAAAUGUCGUAAUACUGUUUUACACAUAACACUUUGAAAAUGUGUAAAUGUCGUUAACUAUGAAAAUGUUGACAGUAUUGUAUUAUAGUUUGUUUUAAAUCGGAUAAACUUUGGUGUAACCUUACAGAUAUAACACAAAAUAUUGUUCAACGAUGGAUUUAAAACAAGGUUCAAGUACUGAUUGGUGUCCAGAUGAUUUUGAUCAAGAUGAUGAUAUAAAUAGACCAGGGCCUUCAGGAAUGAAACACAACACGGGUCAUUUUGUGAUUGGUGGUAUGAAGUUUAAAAAUAUUGACUUCAUUAAAGAUACGUUCACAGAUGAUAAUAUUGUAUUAACAGAUACCAACGGCCGUCCAUUUGAUGUAUUAACCAACAAUGAUAUGCAUUCCAUGACAGUUCUUGAUAAUCAAGCUACAGAUUUUGGAAUGACCAAGCACUCACAAACUGUAAUGUUACCAGAAUACAACAGCAUGUCAGAAGUGGAGGCUAUGGUAUCCAUACCAGAUCAGUAUUUUCAAAAUGAUUUAUAUCAUAUUAAAACAAAUAAUAUGUCUCAAGUGUCUAAUAGACAUUCAGUCAUGGAUAAUCUAUCGCAUGACAAUUCCUUAGUACAAAUUGAUCAGUUAUCAUUUAUUCCCAAACAAACUGAUAAUUUUGUCAAUAAUCUAGGAAGUAAUCAAAAUAUGAUUUUAGAGACUGGGAACAAUCGUUUUAUCUUUUCCGAAAAUGGUGGUAGCUAUAUUGAAUUGACUUUGAAAGAAAAUGAUGUGUUAAAUAGUGAUGAAAAUGAAUUUUAUACGGUACCACAGUCUAGAUCUGUUCAAAAUAAUCAUAUUGCCCAGAAAAUAGUGUCGAUAGACGAUCUAAGUUUAUUAUCAUCUCCAAAAUCACAUCAUAAUGUAGAGUUACUAGUCAAUCACGAAGAAUUAGUGGAUGAUAUUGACACUUGUGAUAUAGCAGUUGUUGAUGAAUCACAAAUUCCACUUAACAGUAGUCAGUUAAAAGGAAGACUUGAUGUAGGAUCUGAAAGUGUUUCACUUGAUGUUGAUCAUCAUCAACAUAGUUCAGGUUUUCAAAGAAUGUCAAAAGAAACAAUUGAAAAGAUAGCAGAAGAAUUUGUUAGACAACCACAAUGCAUUGAUGAAGAUAUAAGUAUUAAUUUUAUUAGUAGAAUUAAUCCAAAACCACCAGCUCUAAUAGAAUAUUGGUGUGAAGAUUGUAAUAAGCUUUAUCAAAAUGAAUCAAACUGUCCAAUACACCAAGUGAGUAGUAUCAUCGACCUAGCUGUACAAACGAGAGCUAGAGCGUCAUUACCUGCUACACAUUUAAGAAUCAUGAAAAUUAAAACUCAAGAAAUUGUAAAUAAUAAGUUUGGAGUAUUUGCAAGAAAAACAGUUCAAAAACAUACUCAAUUUGGUCCAUUAGAGGGUAUUAAUAUCAAAGAUGAAGAGUGUGCUGAAGAGUCUAUCAAUGAUGAAUUUAAAUAUUUGUUGGAAGUAGAUAAACAGUUUAGACGAAUUGAUGUGUCAAAUGAAGAUAAAUCCAAUUGGAUGUGUUUUGUGCGACCAGCAAAAACAAAACAAGAACAGAACAUGAUUGUUGACCAAAUCGGAGAUUAUCUUUAUUUUACAACUACAAGAGCCAUUUACCAACGAGAAGAGUUACUCGUUGGAUACAGCACAUUUUAUGCACAUAAACGAGGCCUACAAGUAUUGCCUGCAGUAAUCAAUCAUGGCAUUUCUCCUCCUCUUGCACGAAAAACGUUUAAAUCGUUGAAAAUAUCGCAGGAGUUGAACAAACCAUCUGAGCAUUUUAGAAAUCAUUUAUCGAGCAAAGGAAAAAUGAUGAGAACAUCAUCAACGACUUGCAAGCAUAUGACAUUAAAAAGAAAAUUUUCCAAUCGAUUUGGUAAAAAUAAUGCACAGUGUAAUAUUUGCGUCAAUGCACAGAAUAACUCUAAAAACACCUAUAAAAUGAAAUUAAGAGCAAACAAUAGCAUCAAACAUAUUUGGCUGUGUGUGGCCUGUGAUUUGAAAUUCUCAAAACGUGAAACCAUUUUAAUACACAUCAAAUUGCAUGAAGACGAGUUUGAUGUUGAACAAGUUACGUUAACCGAUACCACUUGUCCGGAAUGUAAUUCUGAGUUUCAUCAAACCGAAGAACUAAUUAAACACGUUUACGUGCACAGUUUCACGGAUAACCGAAUGGGCUUAGGUGGUACCUUUUACAACUGUUAUCAGUGUGAUAGGAGAUACAGGAAUGCCAUUCAUCUAAGGUCUCAUCAAGCAAAACACAAGGAAAAUGAACUCAAGCCGUACAAAUGUAACAUGUGUGAUAAGCGUUUUUUGAACACUGUCGUGUUAACGUGCCACGUGCGCACCCAUUUUGAGGGUGUAAUUUACGACUGUCCCAUGUGUCGUUUGACGUUUGUCGAUUUGAAAUCAUUAAAGGGACACGUACAUUCCCACGCGGUGAACAACAUCUUCUAUUGCCCGAUGUGCCCACUCCAAUUCAAUACUUAUAAGUUGAUCAGAAAGCACAUCCGAGCCCGGCAUCAUGGCAUUGAGUUUGGUUGCGAAUAUUGCAAUAGCUCGUUUAGUAGUCGUUUCAAUCUCAAUGUACACAUGCUCAGUCAUUCGGACCAAAGAGAUUUUUUGUGCACCAUGUGUGGUAAACAGUACAAGAGGAAAGACAAACUGAAGAUACAUAUGAAUAAAGUUCAUUAUUCCAUAAAAAAGCCAUCGAAAACUCAGUUAAAAUUAGAAGCUAGAGCGGAAAAAAAAGCACAACAAAUUCAAUUGAAAACAACAAAAACAAUGUUGGAGUACGAAAGUUCUGAGUUCAAGUGUGAUAAAUGUUUGGUGGGUUUCAAAAGAAGAGGCGUUUACGUCAAUCAUUUGGCACUGAGACAUCCCGAAAUAAGUCUUGACUCUGUGCCGUCGCUCAACCAACCCGUCAUGCCUAAAGCCAAAAUGUACAUGUGUUUGUACUGUGAUAAGAUGUACAAGACUAAUGCUAAGCGGAAAUCGCACAUACUUAAAAACCACCCGGAUUGCGAACUACCCGAAAAACCGACUGAUAAAACGGUUACCAUCGAUGACAACCCGCCCAGUCAAAUAGAUACUGUUGCCACUGCGUCGUCUCAGGCGCACAGUUGCCAGUGGUGUUACAAACAAUACGUGCUAAAACAUAAACUUAUAAGACACCAACGGGCACAUCACUACCACUUGUUGCCUCCGUCCCUUCAAGAACCAAAACCAUCAAAAAAGCUCGGACAUAAAGUAAAAAAAAUAGACCAACCCCCUCAAACGGUUAAUAUUCAGUUUACCGAUACAGACGGUUUCGAAUUAACGGCCACCGACAUACAGCUGGACAAUCCAAUCGAACCGGGCAGCAUAAUAGCCAUCAAACGGCCCAUAAAAAACAAUUCCGAGUACAUGACGCAGGCCAUGCGAGACUUGGGCUUGAGCGCGGCCGACGACGGUCUGAACGAGGAGCAGUACUACCGGAUAUUGGACACGCAAGGCGACGUGGCUUACGCGCAGGCCAUCGAUCCGCCGGUCACCUUACUCACGUUCGACGGCCAGACCAUUCAACAGGUGCUGUCUUCUUGCGUGCCCGAUGAGUUACCGAUUGCUGACGGCCGCGCUACAAUGACGACGACGACCGGAGGCAACUGUACGACGACGAAUGAUGGUCUUCAGUAGCAACACCACCUCACGUACCUGGUCAUCGUCUUCUCGGUCCGUCAGACGCCCAAGACAACGUGCCGCUUGCUCGCUCUGUGUUUACAAGUCAGGACGUGCCAAUGCGAGUGACCUAGUCGGGUCAUGUCGAGACAAAAAUUCCCGAGCAUCGAUCGUUGUGUUUCCAGCCGAGUCGUGUAUCGUUUUAAUAAUUAUUAUUCCUCUCCUCUUCUCGCGGAUCUGAUACGGGGAGACACGACUCUGGCCUCGGUUGUUGUUUGCGGAAAACUUCCGAGUCGUGUCUUGUUGCGUACCGACGCAUAAAUAAGUGUCACAGACUUUUGGCCGGUUCGCAGGUCGAAUAUGAAUUAGGGUAUAACUUUAAAAAUAAGUAUUACCAGAGUUUCGAACUAAAUGCGACGCACACGCAUACAUAUUAUAUACCUAAUUUAUGUAUGUGUUUGCCCGUGUCGGUAUAAUGACGCGAUAUCACGUUGCUCUUCCUUUUGGGCUUUUUGUCCUACACACAAUAUUUUUGAUUUUAUUUUGGAAAUUCUCGCCUAAGUGUGUUGCGCUACGAAUAUAACCGCUGUAACAUUUACUGGCCAACCAAUGUAUCGUCUGCUAGUGUGAUCGCGAUUGUAAUAAUAUAAUAAUUAUAUUAUUACAAUCGCGUAUACUAUAACUAUUAUAGUAUACGACAUGUGCAUAGUCAUAUUAUAAUUAUGUGUUCCGAAUCACAAGUUCCUUGUUUAAAAUAAUUUUGUGAUAUUAUUGUUUUUUAUUUUAUAUGCUUGCAUGAUUUCUUCUGUGUUACUGUACAAUUUUUAUUUUGAAAACAAGUCUUAAGUUAUUGUUGUUUUGAAAUUUAUCUUUGAAUAAGCAGAGUGUGUCAUAAUAGUUUCACAAUUUUACAUUAAAAUUGCAUGUAAAUAGUAUGACACUUCUUCAAUGAUCUUCUCUUCUGCGCUAUGUAUGUAAUAUAUAAACCGAUAAGUAAAUAAAUAAUUAAUAUUAUAUAUUAUUAUAUUGAUAUACAUCACCUUAAUGAAACUUAAGUUAUUAAUAUUCGAUACACUUUUUACCUAAUAUAUUUGUCUAAAAGCUUAUCUUCCCUAUAUUAACUAUCUAGUUGUGGUUUUUUAUAAUAUAACUAUAAACUAUUAUGGAAUUGAGAUUAUUAUUAGUAAAUUGUUGACGUAGAUUUAUUUUUAAUUAUAUGUUAUAGUUAGAUAAUGUGCAUCAGUUUAAUUGUUUAUCUAUUGCCUAGAUAAAAUGUCAUGUUAAUUUGUAUUAAUAUAUAAAUACAUGCAGGAAAAAAAACAAAAUAAUGACAUUGCCUCAGGGUAUUAAGUUGAUAAUUUAUUAAGUUGGACAUCUAACACGGUUUUUUGGUUGUGUAAUAGUAAUUCACCAUAGUUAUUUUAAUGUCUGAAAUUUGGUAAAAUAAAACGAAAUUACGUUAUUUUAUUAUAUCGGUAAUGUAUUGAAGGUAAUUAAUUAUUAAUUUGGUACAUAUUACAAUAAUUUAAAAUUUUAAGUCGCUUUUAUGCAAAAUAGUUAUCGUUCUUUUGUAAUGUACAUAAACUAUGCGCAAUGUUAAUUAUAUUGGGAAAUAUACCAAUUUCAUAACGAAAGAUUUGUGUUUCUUAGAAUGCAUUACCUAUCAUAAAUAUUUUUGUACUUAAUUACAUGAAUUUAUUUUUAUGAUUCCUUAUCCUCUAAUUUGUAUAAAAUAAAAAUUAUAAUAAUUUUAAACAUUUUUUUUUAGGAUUUAUUAUGAAAAAUAUAUUUUAAAACAGAAAUACACUGUAUUUUAUGUGUACUUGUAUCUAAGAUAGGUUAGUUUGUAUCGUGUACCUUUUUUUUUACAUUUGUUCAAUUUAUCUCGUGUAUUGUACUUAUACCUAUCUAGAUACAUGUUUCUUUGGUUGGAUACUUGGAUGGUGUAUCUUAUAUCGUUUUUAUUUAUUUUGUGUUAUACAUUAGAAAAAAAUUAAGAAACAUAUUUCCAAGAAAAAAACAAAAGAAACGUAUAACCAUUUAAUUAAGUUUUUACAUCAUUUUAUUUCCAAAGCUGAUUGCCGGAAUCAUAAAACAAGUUCAAAACUGUGUGUAUACUACAAAUUAUUUUUGAGUUUGUAAUAAAAACAAAAACCGUACUAUUAAAACGCAAAUAAUGUUAUACCUAGUAACUAAAGGUAAACAAAUCAAAGUAUCUAGUAUCUUUUUGAAAAUUCAUCUUGUAUUCUUGUCUCUUGAGUUGUCGUUCAAGCAUCUUGUCUACAUACUUGUUAUAUAUUAAUAUAAAAUAAUAUUUUAUAA